This is a messenger RNA of Chilo suppressalis (striped riceborer), 9022 nucleotides long. NCBI's taxonomy places the organism in Eukaryota, Metazoa, Arthropoda, Insecta, Lepidoptera, Crambidae. The record is from the annotation of a GenBank genome assembly.
CAAAAAUAAAAAAAUAAAGUUCUGUUACUAGAUACUACAGUCUAUUCAUCCAACUUGGCACUCCUUUUUAUUGAAAAAACAGCAUUAAAAAUCAACUGAUAACUGGAUUCAAAAGGUUUCAGUCUAUAAUAACGAUUUAUUUUAAUAGUUUAUUGGCUUCGUUAAUAUUUUAUUAUUAAAUGGGUGAUUCUGUUAAAAAGUUGUGCCAAGAUUGUUUACUUUAAUAAAUGCAUUAGAGGCGACCAUAGGUAUUUAUCAAAAGAAAAAUAGAGAAACCUUAGUUAAUAAUACUUAUUACUAGUAUUAUAUUUAUAAAAAGAUUAUUUCUGAAAUUAUGUAAAGAUAGUUUAUACUCCCAUCCCAUGUAAUAUCUGUUUAUUUUUAUGAAAAUCAUAAUGAUAAUCAGGUACAUACCUAAUUACCGAUAGUAAAAUAUAUAAACAGGUAAAUGGAAAGACUGAACAUUUCAUUUGAAAAGAAAUUUAUUAUUACUACAGGUAAGGUAUAGGUAUCGUAGGUGCCAACUGAUAACACUCAUUAAUCAAUAUGAAUAUAAGCAUUUAUUAUUUUUAUUAUUAAUUGCAUUUUAUGUUCAUUUAAUGCAUAUUAUUUAAGUGCUUACAUAGAGGUAAACACAAAAUCUAUUCAGAAUAUAUAAAGUGUACAUCUUUUACGAUUAAGUAUAAUAAUUAUAACCUCAAAAUCAAAUACAUUCUGUAGUAGGCCACGGUUCCUCAAGUUGUCCGUAUCUCAACAAAUGCCUAAUUAGAGUUUAUGAAUGAUUCCGAACACAACUAGCAUUUUCUCAUUGCUGGGCGUUCUAGGGCAUUCAAUGUAUGGGGAACGAGCAAUGUCCUUUUAUAGUAAACUAGCACUUACUCAAAAAGUCAUCUUUUGUUUAUGUUUUUUUUAAUAGUUUAGCAGUAAAUAUACUACUACUACUUACUUUUAUUCGUCGACUAUUUAAAAUUGGCAGUGGCUGCAUUGUCAUGUCAAUGCCGGACGUCUAAGAUUGUGAUAUACACAAAUGCAGUGUCAGUCCCUAUUCUCAUAAUUUGAUAUACCUACAUAAUUCACAGAAACCCAAUAUGUAGAUGCCAGAAGUUAACUUCAAAUGUUUUUAAUCACCCUAUAUACAAUACCAAUCAAUGACGUUUAUGUCGCAGGUUGAAGAAAGCAGUAAUUGCCGUUUGUUGUUUUGGACAAUGGUGGGAACUGCCUUAGAUCACUAAAUUAAAUAAUUAUGCAAUCACCAAAGCAAAGUUUAUAAUAUUUGAUUAAACUAAAGGCGCAUAAUGAAAUUUUCAUAACGUUAGGUAGAACACCAUAGCAAUCUCAUUUUUAUCAAUUUAUAGUUCUCUUUGUAGUUUUCUUUUAAAGCGUUCACAUUUAACAGGUCAAAGACUUUGUGAUCGACCCUUUUUAUUGGUAGUGUAAAGCUCGAAUGAAGAGUACUCCCAGUAGUGCAAUCAUGGCAAUUAUUUUCCAAAUUUUUUUUUGUUUAAAAAAAUACCGAAAAACGUAUCACUGUUAAGCACAAAUGCUAAGCAACUUUUACAAAUAUAAUCAAAUAAACCUAUUACUUACUUUAUUUUUAAAUCUUUUUCAUCAAUUAAAUACUUAUCUUAUCCUAACUAUCCAUACUAAUAUUAUAAAGAGGCAAGAUUUGUAUGUUUGUAACAAAUAAUCUGUCAAACUACUGAACCGGUUUCAAAUAUUAAUUCAUCAUAAGGUAGCUACAUUAUUUAUUAUUAUAUUUUUCUUUAUUUAAAUACAUUUUGUCCGAGUGACAUAGGCUAUAUUUUAUCCCGAUAAAUAAAUUUCGCCCGUACAAUGCUCGGGUGGAUCACUAGUAAGUAUAAUAUAAUAUUAUAGAUGCGAAAGUGAGUUUGUUUGUUGCGCUUCCGUGCCCUAAUAGCUAAAUCGAAUAUAAUGAAUUCCCAUAUAGAAGUAGAUGGGAACUUGGUUCUUAGCUACAACAUCGCAAUACUUAUAGGCGUAGGGUGAUGAAAGGGGUGAUUUACCUAUAAAAAUCUACAUUAUUUACUUUGAAUUUUACAGAAUUAUUACAAAACCAAUAUUAUCGCGAGCUGAUUAAUAAAUACAGGGAUUCCAAUAAGUAUGUACUUACUAGCGAAAAAUGGGUUAUUUGUCAUUACAUUAAGUAAACCUUUUUUGUAACAUUAAGUAAUAUCGUUAAAAAAAUGAAAAACAGUAAAAUUCAGAGUUUUUCAUUGAAAUUCAAUAAUCAUAAAUACCUAUUAUGAUAAUAUAUUUUUCAUCAUUAAAUAAUUCAGUAAUAAUUCAGUAAUAAAUAAUAAAUAAAUUUUUAUUUUCUCAUACCACAAUCUAAAUAAAACUUACAUGAAGCAAUGGUACAAUGUUGCAGACUGUGGUGGGCUGAUAUCUGAACUGUAUCACAGUUUUAUUGUUAGUACUUCGUAUAGGAUCAGAUACUGCGAAUAGCCCAUUUGUUUUCUUCUACAUAGUACACCGCGCUAUCACUUAUUCAUCGUUGUAACUUUUUAAAUAUUUGUCGAAAUGACAUAGUGUAAAAAGCAAAGUUUAUCGUCUUUAAAUAUCAAAAGCGAUAAAAGUAUAUGUUUUGAUAAAAAAAUAUUUGUUGAUACAAAAUGUGCAUUUUGGAAAUAGAUAUCAAAUAAUAUUUUAGUUUUGAUUCACUAUUUUAGCGGUAAUGACUUACACAUUAAAAAUAGAUACAUGGUGUCACGGACUUUUUUUUAGAACUAUUUAAGAGAUACAUUUUCACUCUACAUUACAUUCAUGUAACUUUUAUUGUUUUUGCAGUGCAGGCCAAAAUGGCUCGCAGAUGGGAUUUUUUUUCCGUCUUAUGUGACACUUAUUGUUAUAUAUUGGCCAAUUCACUCAAUAACUACAUAAAUUAUUAUAUAUAUAUGUAAUUAUCAUAUAUGAGCUAUAUUACUGUUAGGUUUCAUUAAAAUCCAUUCAGUAUUUUUGAGGUGAAAGAGUAACAAAGAUCCAUACAAACGUAAGAUUGAAAUUAAAAGCGUAAGUGGUUAAUAUACAACUUUAAAGCGUUGUAGAUCCUAAACAAUCAUAUAAAAUGAAAAAUGGUGUUAGGAACCUAAAUAUGAUUUUUGAUUAUCUAGACAGUGAUACCCCACUCGACAUAUUUUGUCAACUUAUUUUUUUUACUUCGUCACAAUAUGGCGCCUAAUUUCGCCCAUAUUGAAUUUUGAUUACUAUCAUAUCUUUAGUAGCACUUCCAUGAUUGAGACGAAUCGAUUGAUGUAUGAAUCAUCAAAAUCGGUCCAGGCGUUUGGUCUCUAGUGUGCCACAAAGGAACAAACAUACAUAUAUAGACUGUUAAACACAUAACCCUGUCUGCGCGUCGCGCUUCGCGCUCUUGCAUUGCGCAGCCGGGUAAAAAGCAACCAUCUACCGCUGGUGUAGCGAGGUCAAACGCGGUCGUCUUCCUUUGGGGAAUAACAAAGGAGCGGUUGUCCUACGACGGAUGUCACCGAAGAAAGUGUGCUGGCAGUACAAAAUUUAAUAAAAGAAAACAGACGAAUGACGUACGAAGAGAUUCAGCAUACUCUGCAGAUUGAUUCAGGCAGUGUUCACAAGAUUUUGCACAAGCACCUUUGCAUAAGGAGUAUAGUUUCCCGCUGGGUGCUGCACAACCUCACCGAAGCUCAGAAGCAGGCCCGUGUGGAUUGGUGCAGUGGUAUGAAACAAAAAUUUGAUGCAGGCUCGUCACGGCGCGUUUACGAUAUUGUGACAGGUGAAAAAUCUUGGAUUUAUCAAUACGAUCCAGAAACAAAGAAGCGUCAGUCGACAGUUUGGCUGAUCGCUAGUUUCUUCACUUUGACGGGGUGCCUAAUUUCAAUUCCACUUCGAGACCAAAGCAGCAUCAACGCCAAAUAGUAUAGCACAAAAUGCCUGCCAGAAGUUUUUUCUGCAAUGAGCAACAAGCGACCUAACACCGGGCUCCGCGGGGUCCUUCUUCACCACGACAACGCAUCCGCGCACUCUGCGAUCAAAACGAAGGAGUUCCUGGACUCCACACCGGUCAGAGUCUUGGGACACCCUCCUUACAGUCCUGAUUUGGCUCUGUGUGACUUCUUUUCAUUCCCUAAAAUAAAAAAUCAGCUCAAAGGGAUACAGUUUUCAUCGCCGGAAGAAGCGCUAGCAGCGUUUGAGAAGGCCGUGGAAGAGGUGUCUGUGGGGGACUGGAAAAAAUGAUUUAAAAAUUGGUUCAGACGCAUGAAGCUUUGUAUAGAGGCUGGUGGAAAGUUCUUUGAAAAGAUUUAAUAAAAGUAUUUGUUCCAUAGAAGUUACUUUUUUAGUUUCUCAAAACUUUCUGAAUGUAUUCCCACGUAUCUAAAAUAUUAGGUUCUUACAUAUGAAAUUAGCGAUUCUUCGUACUGACCAUUUUGAUUUGAAAUAUGUCCUCUUUGGUUAAGAAUUCCAAAUUAAAAUUUAUAAAUCCAUUUAGCGGGUACAUUUGAAUUUAAAAAAAAUCAGUAAUUCAUUUGUUUUUUCCUCAUUUUUUUUUCUGAGAGGAGCUCGAUAGCCCAAGUGUUUAGCGCGUUCGGCUGUGAUCGUUGAAGUUAAGCAACUUUCGAAUUGGUCGGUCAUUGGAUGGUUGACCAAAAAUGUACUAUCUUAAGCUCCUCCGUGCUUUGGAAGGCCCGUUAAGCCGUUGGUACUGGCAUCUGCAGUCGUUAGCACCCACCAAACCACACUGGGCCCGCGUGGUGGGUCAUGGCCCAAUCUCCCUAUUCCAUCCUUAGGGAAGGCCUGUGCUCCAGCAGUGGGGACAAUAAUAGGCUGCUGAUGGUAACGAUGAUUUUUUUCUUUGGCGUCGUUUAUUACGGCUCAAUGGAAAACAUGAAAUAUCGGUAUAUUUACGAGUACGAGUUCUACCGUGGCACCAGUGCUGCAGAAACAGCUCGAAGGAUUAAUGAUGUGUACGGCGCUGGUGUCGCAAAAGAAAGCACGAUACGGUUUUGGUUUAUUGAUUCUCGCCCCCAUGGUAUUUUAGUAAAGGGAUCAAUGAACUACCUAUGAGAUGGCAAAAGUGCAUAGAUAACAAGGUGCAAAACAUGAUUAAUUAAAUAUAUUUUACAAAAAAAAUGACUUUUUAUUCCUCCCGUACCUGGGUGAAUCCUACAAUACUUAUAAAAACUGGUUAACCGUUAAUAACUUUCGAAAUUAAUUUAUUUUUAAUUGUCUUUUGGCUUAAAACCGUUCACGUGAGGGGAUUCUAACUGGAGCCCAUUCAGUAUAACUAUAAUAAUACUUAUUAUUAAUUUAAAAAAUAAAAAAUGGCUCAAAAUGUCAUUCAUCGCCUUGAAUUUAAGCCUUAGGGUUAGGGUUGCCAACCGUCCUGUUUUCCCAGGACAUGCCCUAGUUUUUGUAGUGUCCUGGAACGUGCUGAAUAGUUUUUAAGCAGCGUCCUGGGUUUAUAAUUUUUAAAAUCGCGCGCCUCUUCUCAAAAUUUUACGCUACAUGUGAUUAUUUUAAUUAAAGGAAUUUCAUUUCACCUGUUUUCACUAGAUAUUUAUUUAACUAUUGCAACACUAUUAAUAUGUCCUGUUUUGAAACUGAAUUGACCUGGUUUUUUCAACUUAAAAUCCUGGCUUUUUAAAUUUGAGGUUGGCAACCCUAAGCCAACUACCUUGUAAAAACAAUUAUGUAAGAUUAUAAUAAUCGUUAAGAACACGUUUUUAAUAGUUUAAAUAUUUAAUAGGUUAAAAUAUCAUGCCAUCCGUAAAAAAAAACGGUAAAAUUAAUAGUAUUUUACGAAUUACAUUAUUUAAAAAUUUUAUCACCAUAAAAUCGUCAUUCAAUUCACGAUGACAACUCCAGCAAGAUUAGUCAGUUUCUGAGCAUGUCGCGAAACGUUUUGCCCCCGCCGCCCGCGCCUUGAAUCAUUCGUCGGCGAUUUUCACUAGAGACGGACGUGUGACGUGUUUGGUUCGCAUUAAUUUUCGAUGCAAACUUCGUUCGCAGUGAAUUGACACAAAAUUACGUCAUUUUUAUAAAGUGUGUGAUACCAUAACGAAUAGAGGACGCAAUGACAAAACCAAAUAAAAAAAGGAAGAAAUUUUAGCACAGCAAAGACAAGCUAAAAAGCGUCAAUAUCUUCGAAUAAAAAGCGACACUAAAUUGUAUGAAGAGCAAAAACAAAAAAAUAGAGCUGAUUAUACGAAAAGAAAAGAAAAUAAAAAGAUUUUGAGCAUAAAUGAGUUAAGUCCGAGAGAACAACGUUUAAAGCGCAAGAAGUGGAGAGAGAAUACAAGAAGAUACAGACAGAAACUAGCAGAAGAGAAAAAGAAACAAGAAAUGCAGAACGUGGUUAUUAUGAACAGUAACAAGACUCUCAUAAGUCCUGCCAAAAAUAAACAGGACCCACUAGGCCCUAGUACAUCAAGUGGUCAGACUGUGACUUCGCCUGAAAAAUUAAUUAUAAAGAAAGUGAAAUACAGAGAAUGCAAGAAAAGACUGAAGUUGUUAGAGGUAAUAAAAACGUUAAAAAAACAGAAUAAAGCAUUACGCCAAUACAUAAAAAAGCUAAAAGAAAAAAAAGAUACCAACAAUUCUGAAACUGAAUUAAAUCUGAAAGCAAUGUUUAAUUUUAAACAAGAAAUGCAAAGUUGAUCGCGAUAAUGCAAAAUUACUUCAAAAUAAGCUUUUGGUGACAAUACACAAGUUUUAUGAAGAAGAUGUGAAUAGUAGAAUCGGCGCUGGCAAAAAGGAAUUUAUUACCAAAGGUAAAAAACGAAAACAAAAGCGUUAUUUAUGCGCCCCUUUAAAACAAUUAUAUGAGAAAUUUAAAGCUGAGAACAAAAACCUUAAUGCCAGUUACUCCACAUUUUGUAGACACAGACCAUUUUGGGUAGUGUUCCCAAAAGAAUCCAACAGGGACACAUGCAUGUGCUCAAUCCACUUAAACAUGGAUUUGCUUGUGGAAGCUUUACACAAAGCUAAUAUAAUAAAAGAAAAAAAUUCCAUUGAAAUGAUGGCAUCUCUUUGCUGUUCUGUGUAUAAUAGCGACUGUUUGAGAAGAAUAUGCACCAUAUGUAAAGAAAAAGUACUUGAUUAUAAAGAGUUUAGAAAUGACAGAGAAUUGAAAUAUUAUUCAUGGACGCGACAGAAUAAACAAUAUGUAACAAUAGACAAAAAGAAAAGGGAAAUAAGUAUUAUCGCUAAAUCUGCAACACACGUAACGCCAAUCCGAGCCAUUCAAAAGUUAGAUGAGGAUCUGCCCUACUUUUUUCUACAUUGUAAUAAUAUUUUGAACCAAUUUAAUGAGAUAAAGAAGUUAAAGGAAAGGCUGAGGAUUCACGAAACCAUACUGCACAUUGACUUUUUGGAAAAUUAUGCCAUAAAAUUUGCUAAGGAAGUUCAAGCUCUUCAUUUUGGAGGGAGUCGAAGUCAAAUAGCUCUUCAUACAGCUGUUGUUUACACUCAUAAUUUUCAGUCCGGAAGGGUGGAGCCUAUUUCAGUCUGCGCUGUCAGUGAUUGUGUUCGUCAUGAUGCAUCUGCUAUCUGGGCCCAUCUGACACCUUUAAUUCAACUAGCACUAGAAAAGAACCCAUUCACUACUACCCUACAUUUUCUUUCUGACUCGCCAUCAUCCCAAUACAGAAACAAGUUCAUUUUUUACAUGAUUUCUCAGCUUCACAUCGAUUUUCCUCAGUUGAUUACAGUCAUAUGGAACUACUCAGAAAAAGGUCAUGGGAAGGGUGCACCGGACGGUGUAGAGGCUGUUCUCAAACGAACGGCUGAUGCAGCGGUAAAGUUUGGAGAAGAUGUUGCAAAUUUAACUGAUUUUGUGAAGAUAUUGGAAUCAAGAGUGAAAAAUAUCAUUAUAAUACCUGUAACAGAACAAAAUAUCAUCGAGAAGGAGAAAAAAAUACCAAAAAAUGCGACACCGUUCCGUGGAACUCUUUCUGUUCACCAAGUUCUUUGGAAGAAAGAUCAGGAUUACAUAACGUUCAGGAACCUAAGCUGCUUUUCUUGUGAGCCUGGUGAAAUAUGCCGCCAUGGUCUUCAUAGUGGAUUCAUGAAAAAUCGCGGUAAAAUUACUGAUAACCUUCAACAAUCCAAGGAUUUCGUUGCUGCUCUUGUACGCACGAAGAAAUGCUCAAGUGUGAUAAGACCAAAUAUUGAUAGUACAAACGAUGUUGCUGAAGACGCUGUACCAAAAAAACGACCUAAGAUCACCGUGCUGCAGAAUUUAUUAUUAGUCAGUGCCAAAGACAAUAUUAAUAAUUUGAUAGCGUCGACGUCUAAGGAAACUGAUACAAAUGAGUCUAUACAUAACAAAGAAAAUUUAUUUGACGUUGGAGAUCUCGUUCCACCAAAUAUCUUAUUGAAGAAACCAAACUUUUGAAUAAGCAACUGAUGCUGCUAACUAUUGAGACAGACCAAAAUACUGUUUGAUUAAUAAGGUCAUUCUUUGUGUCCUAUUAUUUGGUUGACUUCAGUGGCACAUUUUCUUUUAAUAAUUUGAUAAUAAGUAUUUUUAAACUAUUAAAAAGAUUAUAUGCAGAAAUGGCACAUUUUUUUAUUUUGAUUAUUAGUAUUAUCAACAAUUUUUAAAAAAUAUGCCACCAUCGUCAACCAAAUAAUAAAAUACGAAGAAUGUCCCUUUAUCUCCUUUAACUGUUUUUUUAUUGUUUACCGUAAAAGAAUUUGACUUUUAUAAAUAAUUUUUUAUUUUAUUUUUCACUUUAACUGCUGUGGUUAACCGUUUUAUUUUGUUUUAAUUGACAUUGACAAUCUCGCGUUGCACCAAUUAUCGUAUUUAGUAAAUAAUUUGACAGUUCACUAAUGCUGUAGACAGUUGAGAUUCUAUAUUGUAAUUUAAAAGGUAGAUAUAAAAAAUAAUGUUGAUUAGUUCCUACUUUAAAAUAUUAAUAAGACUGAUUUUCUUUUUCAUAUAAAAGAGAAAAUAAUCACGUGGCAUUUUAUUGUUAUUAUUAUUAAAUUUUAAUUAUUUGAAAUCUUAAUAAACAAUUGCAUUUUA